AUGGAUUCGAAUGCAACUGAAAGGUUUGUGCCAGAGUAUCGUCGUACAAACUUCAAGAACAAAUCGCGGUUCCAAAGUGAUGAGUUGAGAAGAAGAAGAGAGACUCAUCAAGUCGAUUUGAGAAAGCAAAAGAGAGAAGAGGUUUUGGCCAAGAGAAGAAACUACCAACACGAGGCCAAUGAUUCUGAAGAUGAGGAAGAGUUCAACGUUGGUGUGAACAACGACGAGAACCAGUUUUACCAAAGACUUAGACAAGACUUGCCCAAAAUGCUCGAGAUGAUCCAGGCUCCUGAUUUUGAUUCUCAAUUAGCAGCCACUGUGAAAUUCCGUCAAAUCUUGUCCAGAGAACACAACCCACCAAUUGAUUUGGUCAUUGAGCUGGGGGUGAUUCCAACCUUGGUUGAGUUCAUGAAGAGUGAUCAUCCUGAUAUGUUGCAAUUGGAGGCUGCAUGGGCCUUGACUAAUAUUGCUUCAGGUAACUCACAACAAACCAGAAUUGUUGUUGAAGCCAACGCAGUGCCACUCUUUGUCCAAUUAUUGUUUUCUCAAAGUCUUGAAGUUAAGGAACAAGCAAUUUGGGCAUUGGGUAAUGUUGCUGGUGACUCUGCCGAGAACCGUGACUAUGUUUUGAACUGUGGAGCCAUGGAUCCCGUGUUAAACUUGUUCCACAGCAAUAAGAUGUCAUUGAUUAGAACCGCAACAUGGACGUUGUCAAACUUGUGUAGAGGUAAAUCACCUCAGCCAGAUUGGAACAUUGUGUCGCAAGCUAUUCCCACUUUAUCUAAGUUGAUCUAUUCAACAGACUCAGAGACACUAGUCGAUGCUUGUUGGGCUGUUUCAUAUUUAUCUGACGGUACUUCAGAAGCUAUCCAAGCAGUCAUUGAUGCAAGAAUCCCACAUCGUCUUGUUGAAUUAUUGGGACAUGAAUCUACCUUGGUUCAAACCCCAUCUUUGAGAGCCAUUGGUAACAUUGUUACUGGUUCCGAUUACCAAACACAAAUCGUAAUUAAUGCAGGAGUCUUACCAGCCUUGGCUCCAUUAUUAAACUCUACCAAGGACACCAUUCGUAAAGAAGCUUGUUGGACAAUUUCCAACAUCACGGCAGGUACUACAGAUCAAAUCCAAGCCGUCAUUGACGCCAACUUGAUUCCACAAGUCAUUAGAUUGCUUAGUGACGGUGACUACAAGACCAAGAAGGAAGCAUGUUGGGCCAUUUCAAAUGCCUCAUCUGGUGGUCUCACAAAGCCAGACCAAAUUCGUUACUUGGUCAGUCAAGGUUGCAUUAAACCAUUGUGUGAUUUGUUGUCCGUGGCAGACUCCAAGAUUAUUGAGGUCACUUUGGACUCCUUGGAAAAUAUAUUGAAGAUGGGUGAAAUGGACAAGGAGGCUAGAAACACUUCAGUUAAUGAAAAUGCGCUUUACAUCGAGGAAGCCGGUGGUAUGGAAAAGAUCUUUGAAUGUCAAAAUAAUGCUAACGAAAAAAUCUAUCAAAAAGCAUACAACAUCAUUGAAAAGUACUUUAGUGAUGAAGAUGAAGAUCACAUUGAUGACGAAAACAUUAUACCAGAACUGUAUGGCAAUGCAUUUGAGUUUGGCAUUGAUGGUCAAGACCAACAACAACAAAACUUCCUGUUCCAGUAA
Lodderomyces elongisporus is the source of this 1641-nucleotide messenger RNA. It is a transcript of the gene SRP1, whose product is annotated as karyopherin alpha. The transcript has a single exon. Bases 1 to 1641 code for a protein of 546 amino acids. Lineage: Eukaryota; Fungi; Ascomycota; Pichiomycetes; Serinales; Debaryomycetaceae. Gene Ontology annotation, cellular component: nucleus; nucleoplasm; cytoplasm. Gene Ontology annotation, biological process: NLS-bearing protein import into nucleus. Gene Ontology annotation, molecular function: nuclear import signal receptor activity; protein binding. The record is from RefSeq and is a predicted model, not a curated record.